UCGCCUAAAAUACAUUUUAACCUGGGAGCUACAAAGUGUUUGGCAGUAGACAUCGAUACAAUGGUCACAAGUGCAGUUUUAUCUCAGGGCAAUCUGGGCUCCUGCAACCACCAGCGCCUGUGACUUUACUCUGUGUCCCCAUCCUCCAAUUUCUGAGCAGUUUUGGGGAGUUCAAGCUCUCUCCAAGCAGUGGGACCAUGCUGGAGGAUGAGGAUGGGAUGAGCGAGAGGGGGCUCAGCAGUUCCAGGAGGAGAUACGACGAUGAGGAAGAUUACCACUCCAUCUAUAUUGGGGUGCCGGUGCCCCGGGGCUACCGGAGAAAACGGCGUCGGCGAAGAUCUGCCUCCAGCCGGGACAGAACAAGUGAGAGCGAGCGGCACUACGAGCGCCAGGAUCGCUCUGACACCGAUGACGGUGGCCACGGCUGCUACGAGAGUGGCAACGAAAAUGCCAGCAGGACCAUGUCCCCGGCUGCCGAACGCCUCCGCUACAUCCUGGGGGAAGAUGAUGAGGCUCCCAACCCCACGCUCUUCACAGAGAUGGACACCCUGCAGCACGACGGCGAGGAGAUGGAGUGGAAAGAGUCAGCCAGGUGGAUCAAGUUUGAAGAAAAGGUGGAGGAAGGUGGGGAGCGGUGGAGCAAGCCCCACGUGUCCACGUUGUCUUUGCACAGCCUGUUUGAGCUGCGGACCUGCCUACAGACGGGAACGGUGCUCCUGGACUUAGAUGGCUACUCUUUGCCCCAGAUUAUUGAUGAUGUCAUUGAGAGGCAGAUCGAGGAUGGUCUGCUCAAGCCAGAGCUGAGGGAGAAGAUAAGCUAUGUGCUCCUCAGGAAGCACCGUCACCAAACCAAGAAGCCAAUCCACCGGUCCUUGGCUGAUAUUGGCAAGUCUGUCUCCUCCAACACCAGCCGCAGCCCCAUCCGGAGCCCGGCCGCCGGUGCUGCCUUCCACCGUUCCACCGAGGACCUGCGGAUGCGGCAGAGUGCAAGCUACGGGCGCCUGCGUCAUGCGCAGAGUCGGAGCAUGAAUGACAUCUCGGGACACACCAAGCACGAUCAGCUGAAGAACAAGUUCAUCAAGAAGAUCCAAGACGCGGAGGCCUCCAAUGUGCUGGUGGGAGAAGUGGAGUUCCUAGAGAAGCCUUUUGUGGCUUUUGUGCGGCUCCUGCAGGCAACGAUGCUGGGAGGGGUGACAGAGGUGCCCGUCCCCACCAGGUUCCUCUUUAUUCUCCUUGGUCCUGCGGGAAAAGCCAAAUCCUACAACGAGAUUGGCAGAGCCAUCGCGACCCUCAUGGUGGAUGAUCUUUUCAGUGAUGUUGCCUACAAAGCCCGGGAUAGAGAAGACCUAAUUGCUGGCAUAGAUGAGUUUUUAGAUGAAGUCAUCGUCCUACCACCCGGCGAGUGGGACCCCAACAUUAGGAUUGAGCCACCCAAAAAAGUGCCCUCAGCUGAGAAGAGGAAAUCAGUUUUCUCACUGAAUGAAGUGGGGCAGAUGAAUGGUACAGCGGGUGGGGCAAGUGCCGGCGGCGGUGGAGGAGGCAGCGAUGAUGGGGAGAUGCCUGAAGUUCACGAAAUCGGAGAAGAGCUCACGUGGACUGGCAGGUUUUGUGGUGGCCUCUAUCUGGAUAUCAAGAGGAAGCUGCCCUGGUUUCCAAGCGACUUCUAUGAAGGCUUUCAUAUCCAGUCCAUCUCUGCCAUCUUGUUCAUCUACCUGGGCUGCAUCACCAAUGCCAUCACGUUUGGGGGCUUGCUUGGGGACGCUACAGAAAACUACCAGGGCGUCAUGGAGAGCUUCCUUGGCACGGCGAUGGCAGGCUCCAUGUUUUGCCUCUUCGCUGGGCAGCCGCUCAUCAUCCUCAGCAGCACUGGCCCCAUCCUCAUCUUCGAGAAGCUGCUCUUUGACUUCAGCAAAGGCAACGGCAUUGACUACAUGGAGUUCCGUCUCUGGAUCGGCCUCCACUCUGCCCUACAGUGCCUUAUCCUGGUGGCCACGGACGCCAGCUUCAUUAUAAAAUACAUCACCCGCUUCACUGAGGAAGGCUUCUCCACCCUCAUCAGCUUCAUCUUCAUCUAUGAUGCCAUCAAGAAGAUGAUGGGAGCCUUUAAGUACUAUCCCAUCAAUUCGGACUUCAAGCCGGACUACGUGACCAUGUACAAAUGCGAGUGCAUUGCUCCCGACCCAGCCAACGCGACCUUGUUCGAUGCUUCAGCUCCAGUAGCACCAAACACCACUAACGUUUCUCUGUACAAUACUAUUAACCUCACAGCUCUGGACUGGACUCAGCUGAGUAAGAAGGAAUGUCUCAAAUACGGCGGCAGCUUAGUAGGGAAAUCCUGUAAAUUUGUGCCCGACCUGGCCCUCAUGUCCUUCAUCCUCUUCUUCGGGACCUACUCCAUGACCUUGACCUUGAAAAAAUUCAAAUUCAGCCGCUAUUUCCCCACCAAGGUCAGGGCUUUCAUUGCUGAUUUUUCCAAUGUCUUCUCCAUCCUCAUUUUCUGCGGAGUGGAUGCCUGUUUCGGACUGGACACCCCCAAGCUCCAUAUCCCCAGUAUCAUCAAGCCCACCCGCGUGGACCGAGGGUGGUUCGUGUUUCCCUUCGGGAAGAACCCAUGGUGGGUGUACCUAGCAAGCGCCCUGCCCGCCCUCCUUGUCACAAUCCUCAUCUUCAUGGACCAGCAGAUCACAGCAGUCAUCGUCAACAGGAAGGAACACAAGCUGCGGAAAGCAGCGGGCUACCACCUGGAUCUCUUCUGGGUGGGCAUUCUCAUGGCUGUUUGCUCCUUCAUGGGGCUGCCCUGGUAUGUGGCAGCCACCGUCAUCUCCAUCGCCCACAUUGACAGCUUGAAGAUGGAGACAGAGACCAGCGCCCCAGGGGAGCAGCCCCAAUUCCUGGGUGUCAGGGAGCAGAGGGUAACAGGCAUCAUCGUCUUUGUGCUGACGGGCAUUUCUGUCUUCCUGGCUCCUAUCCUGAAGUACAUCCCCAUGCCGGUGCUCUACGGCGUCUUUCUGUACAUGGGUGUCGCAUCGCUGAACGGCAUCCAGUUUUGGGACCGCUGCAAGCUCUUCCUCAUGCCUGCCAAGCACCAACCUGAUUAUGUCUUCCUCCGACACGUGCCACUGCGACGCAUCCACCUGUUCACACUGGUGCAGAUCAUCUGCCUGGCCGUUCUCUGGAUCCUCAAAUCCACCGUGGCCGCUAUCAUCUUCCCCGUCAUGAUUUUAGCCCUGAUCCUGGUGAGGCGGUUGCUGGAUUUUGUCUUCUCCCAACAUGACCUGGCUUGGAUUGACAACCUCAUCCCCGAGAAAGAGAAGAAGAAGGAGGAUGACAAGAAGAAGAAGAAGAAAGGCAACAAAGGAGACAGCAGUAGUGAUGAGGAGGAAAGAGGUCCUCCACCUGGAGCUUUGCGUUCUGAUUCCUCCCCGAAUGGUUCAGACAUGGAUCGCAGUAUUACGCUUCACCUGAAGAUCUCAUGCCCAUCGUCUCCCGCAUUUAACUACUCCCGAAACCCCAUCUGUGCUGUGCCCCAGGUGAAGAUAGAGAUGGAGUCAGACUACGAGGACACCGACACCGAAAAACAGCCCCGGGACAUGGGCAGUGAGACCACGCUAUAGCCCCGCGCAGCGCUUCCUCUGCCAUUUAUAUAUAUAGAGAUAUUUAUAUAUUCAUAUAUAUAUAUAUAUAUGAAGCAAAUUGGGCUUAUUUUUCUGUAUGAGAUGGAGGAGACCGGUGGCCUCAGGGCUCUGUUGCUGCAGUAGCUUUUAGUGCCACAAGUUAAACGUGUUGUUGAAUUUCCACCCUUUCUGCCACACAAAAACAUCACUGCUGGCAGCAAAACAAGGCUGAAAGGGUGGAAUUGGUGAUUUUGGCCUCCACUCGCCCUGGAGCCGCUGCUGGGCUGGAGGAGCUGAGGGUGGCCGGGGCUGUGGGAGCAGCUGGGAUGCUGAUGGGACAGGGACUGUGCUGGGGGGAUGUUUUCAAGGGGGAUUUUAGAGUAGGGAGGAUUGCAUGGCUGAGAAGGAAGAGGGAGAGCGCAUCCCUGCUUCCCAGUCCCUGGAAUUGCAGGGCGGCUCUGGAGGAGGCUUGUUUUGGGAAAGGGAUGGAGCAUCAGCCUUUGAUUUGGUGAGAGGAUGCUGGUCCAAGCCCAACACAAGGGGAGUCCCUGCUCGCGGUGGGACAGCGGGGACACAGGAGGGACGUGCGGCUCUGUUAGCCCGGUUGGGACACGUAGGAGGGGACGAGGAGCUAAGCAGGGUUGUGAAGGAGCAGAGGGCCUGGAGAGAUGCCUGAGGAAGGGAAGGAGGAGCAGAAGCCAGGCUGCAGUGGGAGAGCAGAGCAGGGAAUGGGGCCUUGGUUUCUGUAGGGAGUCAGGAGUGGUUUCUGCAGGCAGCAGGGCACAGUUUCUACUGGGAAACAGGAGUGGUUGCUGCAGCAAAGCCCUUUGGUCGCCCGUCCCCACGCCCUCACCUGCAGCUCUCCCCAAGGGGCUGAUAACGGCCCUAUCUCUGCCUCCAGACUGGAGCAAGAGGUGCCCGAGCCGUUCUCCCGCUGGAGGAGCCGCUCUGCCUGCCCAGCCCCUCCACCGGGGGUUUGCACCCACUUAACUCCUGAUUAUUCGCACUUGGUUUCACAUCAAGUGGCUCAUAACAGGGAGGGGAAAGUGAGCAUGUCCCCUGUCCACAUGCCCACCAAUGGUCUUAGGCUCUCCACUUGGUCUCGGUUGGUGUUCUGGCUCCGAAAGGGGCUCUUCCCACCCAUCGCUGCCUUGGGUCCUCCAGGAAAGGAAGGGAGAAGGUUGGGUGUCAGCACAGGCACCGAGCUCUGUCAGCUCUGCCCAGCUCUCACCACCUUUUUUUCCAGCGGCACCAAGGCUUUUAAAGGGUUUUUUCCUCCCAUGGGCUAAGCUCAUCUGCAGUUUAGAGACACUGGUCUGAAAGAACACUCUCAAUUCUGUUUCUUUUACUCAUUUUUGCUAGACAGAUUCUUUUCUUUUGCUCCAUUUCAAGGCUGAGAGAGCCCCAACCCUUUCCCCAGGCAGGAACAGCCUGGUGUUUCCACCAGCCAGAGGGGCAGUCUGGGACCCCAGUUCAAUAUUGCAAAUGGUUUGAACCACGUGUGGGACAGAUUCCACUUCUCUGUAAACAGCCCAGUCCAACAAGAAACACUUGAAUGCAGUUUCUUAUCUUUAGCAAUUGUUUCUGGUCCGAGUGCACCUGUGGAAACACAGCCCGAGGAAUAACCCUGCGCUACUCCCAUCACUGCUGAAGUGAGAGCCACGUAGCCUGAUGUUAACAAUAAGAACUCUUUCACGUUGAACACACCGUGUCUGCUCUGUAGUGUCUUGUACCGGUUUCCUGUUGGCAGCUGAAGCCUGGUAGAGGUGGGCUUAAUGAUUUUCAUCACCCACGUUAAUUUUCUUCACCCAGUGCAUCAGCUUGGCUAUGCAGCAGCCCCAGAAAGACUUGGUGGACUCUGGUCAAUGUUUCCUACAGCAGAGCAGAGGUCACUCCAGCAUCCAGCUUGUUUUGACUAAAUUCGCCCAUUUUGCAAAGUUCACUCCCGGUUUAUACUUUUUGUAUCUGAAAACAGUGGAGCGUCUCAGAUCCACCACCUCCAGUACAGAACCGCUUUGGCCUUUUUGUAUUUAUCAGUGAUAGAACCCAA
Cuculus canorus (common cuckoo) is the source of this 5664-nucleotide messenger RNA. Its product is annotated as electrogenic sodium bicarbonate cotransporter 4. Gene Ontology annotation, cellular component: plasma membrane. Gene Ontology annotation, molecular function: solute:inorganic anion antiporter activity; sodium:bicarbonate symporter activity; monoatomic anion transmembrane transporter activity. Lineage: Eukaryota; Metazoa; Chordata; Aves; Cuculiformes; Cuculidae. The record is from RefSeq and is a predicted model, not a curated record. Gene Ontology annotation, biological process: transmembrane transport; monoatomic anion transport; regulation of intracellular pH.